AUGGCGUCUGACCGUCAUGCUGGAGAGGAUGAAUAUGUCCUGCCCUAUGCAUUUCCUAAUGAAGAAGAACGGUGCGAGGAUCUUGCUCAACUUCGAGAUCAGACCAUGAGGGUCCGUGGUUAUUAUCAAGAAGCAAAAGCCAAAUUGUCUCGGCAAGCUACUGCUGAACUUCAUGCGUACCUAAAAACGGGUGAAUGGAUUGACAAGGCAAAGCUUGCCAGCAGCCACCCUGCAUACGCGCGCUUCAUGGGGACAGGCAAAUUUAAAACACCGUCGCGUUACUACCCGCAUUUCUUUGUCAUUCAGGCAAUCUUCGAUCCCGACCCCAAAGGCAAAGGUAUCCUCAAGGCAGUGGGCAGGCUGUAUGACGAGGUGUCUAAGCACUGGGGUAUGCAGGCUACUCCGGGGGUCCCAUUCUUCCCCUACCUGCCUGAUUCUGAGCGAGAACUCCGACUACUACUGGGAAACCAUGCCAUGCUCUCUGAGCAGGUGAGAACAUCUGCUGCUCCCGUUCACUCACAUCCUGCCACAUCCCUUGUCGCAGUCGUAUCCCCGGGGCCUGCAAGACGAACCGCCGCAUCCCCAACCACCCAGGACAGCAUCGUCGCUGCUCCUCCCGGUCCUAGCACAUCUGGCCACAGCCGAUUGACCAUUACCAACCUUCCCAUCGGUAUGAGCCCCCACCUGGCCGAUAUCAAUCAGAAGUUCCUCGAGUACGACCAACGUGUCGCGGACCUCGAGCGCGAGAUCCUGGAGAAAGAACAGCAGCUCAAGGACAAAGACUUCCAGAUGAACAAUCUCGGGUACAAACAGCGAUAUGAGCAGGCUGUGGAACAACUGCUAGAGACUCGACGAGAACUUCGCGAUACGCAGCAACAAUGCCGUGAGUUCCAGAUUCUCCUGAGCAAGUACGAAGAGAAGGAGAAGCAGGCCCAUCAUCACCUCUCACAGUCUCAAUCAUUCUCCAACCAAGCGCACGAGGCCGCCCACAAGAUCCAGUGUCUUCUGACCCUCGGCCAGCAGCAAAAGAGCAAGGUCUUGAAUCUCCUAAUCGAGCCCAUCGAGGAGUUCAAUGCUACUGCUGAGAGUCCCAGUCACGCAGCCCAGAAUGGUCAACGAACCAACAAGAGAGCUCGUGAGGACUGA
This is a messenger RNA of Fusarium fujikuroi IMI 58289, 1146 nucleotides long. RefSeq lists its product as uncharacterized. The record is from RefSeq and is a predicted model, not a curated record. The transcript has a single exon. Lineage: Eukaryota; Fungi; Ascomycota; Sordariomycetes; Hypocreales; Nectriaceae. Bases 1 to 1146 code for a protein of 381 amino acids.